GAGACUGGAUUCACUUGAAAAUAUUAGAAAUCACACCAGAACUCACCAUUUUAGGAAACACAUUAGCAGAAGCACUGGAACUUCAAAGAGCACACAAUGAAGUUCUACGACAGUUACAAAAUAAACAAAGUCCGGUGGAAGAGUUACUAAGACAAGCUGAUCAGCUGAUAGCCACUCAGAGACCCAGAGCUGAAGUCUACGCAGCCAUGGCGGAGUCUCUAGGUAGAGCUUGGAGAGAUAUCAACUCAACUCUUGAACUCAGAAAGCUUAUAUUAGAUCUCAACGUUCAGUACCACACCAAAGCAGACGAAUUUUUCCAAAAUAACGAUGCUCUAGAGGCCGCAUGUGUAGAUAGUUCCGUACCAAUACAGAUAGAAGAAAUCAAAGAUUUCCUAACAAAAAUACAUGAUUUGAGAAGAUCGCUGUUGGAAACUUUGAUGGGUGCACUGCAAGUAGGAAACUCAUUAUUGGGCAAAUUGAAAGAACUUGGUGCUGAAGGAACCAUCGACUCUAGACCCGAACGAAUACGAACUUCUGUUAAUCGAGCUAUAUCUCAAGUCCAAGGCUGGUUGGACGAAUUGCAUCUCAAACGACAGUUUAUCGAAAUUAGUUUUAACAGAAGAAAAACACAACUCGAACAAUGCUUAGGAUUAGCUUUACUAGCUACUGAUUUGUCAGAACUGGAAAAUAUCCUCCAGGAUAGAAGGAAUCUACUAGCCAGCAGCAACGAAUUAGGCGAUUCCUCAUCCUGUGCAGAACUGUUACUUCACGAACAUAAGAAACUUCUUCCCGAAGCCAGACAGCUUCAAGAAAAAGCUUUAAGAUUAACUAAAGCCACAGAACAGUUGCUAACUUCCGGCUGUUAUGGAGGUGACAAAGCCACUCAGCAAUCGUAUGUUAUUCUGUCUUCCACGUCAGAAUAUCUUGCUGACUUACAGAACAGAGAGUCAUUGCUAGAAAGAGCGAUAGCUUUCUUCAGAUCAUCACAAGCGGUUUUGACCAAACUGGAUCAACUAGAAAUCCAACUCAAAACCACAGAACUGCCAAAAACAUCACCGAAACUUGCCGAACUGCACGCACAUUGCGCAAGAACGAUAGAAGAAGCUACCUCAGCUCCAAUAGAAGAAGGUUAUUCCAUAAUAAAUCUAGCAGGCCUUUCUGGUGGAACUGAAGGAGUCAAGAAAAUGGUGGAGGAACUAGAAAACAAGAAAAUAAUACUGAGUGGUUUGUGUACGGCGCACAAAGAAGAAAAUAAGAGAGUUACAGCGGCUCUGAAUAACUUUCUUGAUGGUUAUAACGAAAUUAAUAAUUGGUUGGUGACCAUAGCUGAAGGAUUCCUUAAAGGACACCAAGAUAUGGGAGGUGAUUUGAGAUUAGCAGAAGAUUUCUUGCAGUUACAUCACCAAUUACAAUCUGAUCUCCAGAUCAAAGGAAAUGAAAUUAACCAACUUCUACUAACACUUCCUUCAAUACUCGAAUAUUUAGAAGACGAUCAAAGAAGAGACGUGGAUUCUAAGGUAGAAAACCUCCACGAAAAAUGGAUGAAUCUCAAAAACAUUCUAGAAACUAGACUGGAGCUUGCCAGAAUAUAUGUCAAGUUCCAUAUGGAAGCUGACAUAGUCAACAAGGAAAUGGAUAAAUUGGAAGCUUCAAUUAAGGACAAGGAUCAUGUGGAUGAAGAAAAUAUGAAAGUGAUUGAAGAGAAAUUCGAAUCUUUGAUACCAUUCUAUCAAUCUGCUAAAAACACUGGCUUGACUUUCAUAAGCGAAAUCAGUCGGGUCUCGGAACCGUCGCCGCAUCUGGACGCGCGCCGCGGCGCCAAGUACGUGGAAUCGGUGCUGGACAGGUUGGCCGGCCGGCAAUUGGACGUCACCAAGUGCUGGAACACCUUCAGGGAGGACGUGGUGGAGAGGAGGGAGGUGCUGGUGAGGCUGGAGAGGACCAUGGCGGAGAGUACCAAGACAAUCAGUUGGGUAUCAAAACUGCACUCCCAACUCUACCCUGCUAUCACAACGUCAACAGCAAACCCAGGUGAAAUUGCCUCAUAUCUAGAGCACAAACUAGAAACGGUACUGCCAGACAUCAAGAAAGCUCAGAGCGAAGUCGACGAAAAAAUCAGAAGUGCUGAGGCCCUGGUUGCCCAGGCUGGUGCCUCGGAUGAGAGAACGGUGGCUGUGAGGAGCAAAUUGAACGAGCUGAGUCAGAAAUUGACAGAGAUUUCGUCAGAAUACCAAAUAUUAUUACAGGUACUGAUUGGCUACUUCCGCAACUUAGAAGAAAUAGACAAGAAAGCAGAAAAAUAUAACACAGAAAUAGAAAACAUCGAUUUGCCAAAUGACGUAGAGAAAAUAGAACAUGCUCUAAGAGAAUCGGAGGUGACCAGGGAGACUAUUUUGGAAAGAUUCAGAUUUGCUCAGACCGAAUGUGACCAGAUAAAAGAAAGGAUUAAAAAUCAGGAACCACUAGAGUCAGCAGAAGAAGACAUCAGCAGACUUCAACACGUCAUAGACUUGAGACGUUCAGAUUUCGAAAGACAGUGGAUUGAAAGACAUGAAAUUAUAAAAUCCUUCCUCAAAGCUAGUCAGUUUACUAAAGAAACAAAGGAUAUCACACAUACCAUCGAGGAAAUCAGUCGACAAGUUGUCGAAAUUAGAAAUCAAGCUAGUGAAUCACUCAGUUCGUCUAAGGCAGCUUCUGAAAACUUCAAACAAUUUACAAGAGUUACUGAGGCAUUAGAUGUAAGAAUUAUUAAGCUAAAAGAUAGUAGUAAAAACCUUCAGAAAGAAUAUCCAAGUGAAGCUCCUGAGAUACAAAGUCAAAUAGAUGAAGUGGAACAUCAAUGGAAGAAUGUGAAGUCUCAAAUUGAUGAUACAGAAGAUAUUCUGAAGAAGAAUGUUAGAUACUUUGAAUUAGUUGAAGAGGCUAACGAUUGGUUUCGAGAUGGUAGCAAGCUUCUAGUACUGAUUGCUCGCAAAUCUACAUCAGUAAAACAUCCAGAAGAAGCAGACAAACUCCUCCAAGAAAUCCACUCCUUCCUUCAACCAGGAGAAGGUAGACAAUCGCAAAGAAUACAUGAAAUUUCCAGCCUGGCCAGAGAAAUUUAUGGAUCUGACGAGACCAAACAUGCCCUUGUCAUAUCCGGCAACAAGGAAAUGUUAGAAUCAUUCACCUCCAUAACAAACGAGCUAAAGCAACUGUCUCAAAACUUGACAGCUGCUGAAGAAGAAAAACAAAGAUUAUUACGAGAACAAGAAGAAGCGAGAAAGGCUGAAGAAGCUAGAAGGCUGGAAGAAGAAAGAAUAGCUGAAGAAAGGAGACUUGCUGAACAACGAAGAUUAGCUGAAGAAGCACGUUUAGCGGAGGAGAAAAAACGUUUGGCUGAAGAGCAAAUACGAGCCGAACAAGCACGUCUAGUUGAGGAAGCUAGAUUAGCCGAAGAAAGACGCUUGGCUGAAGAAAGACGAUUAGCUGAAGCAGCCAGACUAGCCGAGGAACGCAGAAGAGAACAAGAAGCUCUUUUAGCUAAAGAAGCUGAAAAAAUCCAGGCUGCUAAAUUAGAAAUUGAACAGCUCAAAGCUCAACAAGUAAAAUUCUUGGAAGAUGCCAAGAAGGCUGAAGAGGAAAGAAGAAAACUUGAAGAAGAGGAAAGGCAUAAAUUGGAAAAACUUAGACUUGCUGACGAAGCUAAGAGAGCUGAAGAAUUAAGGUUACUUGAAGAAGAAAGACUUAAAGUUGAAGAAGCCAAACUUAUUGAAGAAGAAAGAAUUAGGGCUGAGCUUCAGAGACUAGAACAAGAAAAGUAUCGUAUAGAAGAAGAAAGACAGAGAGCUGAAGAACGGAGAUUACAAGAAGAAAGAAAAAUGGCUGAGCUAAUUAGGUUAGAAGAAGAAAAAUUAAACAUUCAGAAAGCUCAGUUAGAAGAAGAAAGAAUCAAAGCUGAACAUGCUAAAGUUGAAGAAGAACAGCGUAGAGCACAACAAGCUAGGUUAGAUGAAGAAAACCGAAAAGCUCAAGAAGCUAAGCUAGAAGAGAGACGCAGGGUUGAAGAAGCUCGUUUAGAGCAAAUGCGCCAGGCAGAGCAAGCAAGGUUAGACGACCUUAGACGACAGGAAGAAAAAGAAAGAAAUAAAAGACUUGAAGAAGAAAAAGCUCGACUCGAACAAGUUCGUAUAGAAGAACAGAAGAGAAUUGAAGAAGAAUUACGCAAACAACACUCAGUUCAAAUAACCGAAAUAACUGAAAUUCAUAAAGUUGAGUCUUUCCAAAAAGAUAAGAGCCCCACUGUUGAAGAACCUCAAGAAUCUCCUGUGUUUAUUACACCUCUCAGUGAUGCAGUUAUUCAGGAAGGUUCUAAGUUUAAUUUUGUCUGUCAGGUUACUGGAAAUCCUACUCCAGAUAUCACUUGGUUUAAGUCUGGAGUUCCUAUUGAGAAUAAUCCUGAUUACCAUACAUCGUUUGAUAACGGACUUUGUUCUCUUACCAUUGAAGAAACGUUUGCUGAAGACUCUGCUAAGUAUACUUGCAAAGCCAGUAAUUCUGCCGGAGUUGCAGAAACCUCUGCAAUGCUGUCAGUGAAGGAAACAGAACCAGAUGAGCAACUAAUCGCGCCUUCGUUCUCAAAAAUGCUACAACCUGCAACAGCGAAAGAGGGAGCUAGUUUCCAGUUUGAGUGUAAAGUUGAGGGUAAUCCUCUACCAACUGUUCAGUGGUUUAAAAAUAACGAGUGUAUAGACAAUUCUCCGGAUUAUGUGAUUACGUAUAAUAAUGGAGAAGCCAUUUUGAAGUUUGAAAAAGUGUUAUUGGAGGAUAAGGCGGAGUAUACCUGUAAAGCUGUCAAUGAACUGGGAACUGCUCAGAGUACUGCAAAUCUGAUAAUCACACCAUUGAAACCUGCCGAAGCUCCAGCGUUCAGCGCUCCCCUGUCCAACGUGAUGGCCAGGGCGGGCCAAAAAAUCAAGUUGGAAUGCGAGGUGACGGGACUGCCCGCUCCCGCGCUGACCUGGUCGCACAACGGCAAAACCGUGAAGGAAACGCGUGAAAUCAAGCUACAAUUCGAAGGUAACAAAGCCACAUUAGUCGUUCUCGAAGCAUUUCCGAAAGAUGCCGGCGUCUACACUGUGAACGCGAAAAACAUUGCGGGCGAGAGUUUUUCCACUUGUAAUGUGUCAGUGAAAGGCCGUCUACCGAACGAAACUUCCGACAGCGAAAUAGCCAGCGACAUGGAGCCCAUCAAGCCCUCCAUUCAGCUACCCCUAGCUAACACAGUAGCUAAAGAAGGAAACAGAAUUCGAUUAGACUGUGUCAUUGUCGGUCAACCAGAACCUGAAGUUAUUUGGUACCACGAUGAUCGUCCUGUCAAGGAAUCUCCAGAUUUCCAGUUGCUCUUCCAAGGAGACCGAUGUUCCCUAGUUAUCCAAGAAGCUCUCCCUGAAGACGCAGGUGAAUACAGGGUAGUCGCCUUAAAUUCUGCAGGAGAAGCUUCAAGCAAGUGCAUUUUAUCGAUCGAACCCAAAGAACAAGAAGCCAAACCUGAAGAACCUGGUGGUUCACCUCCUAAGUUUGUUAAAUUGUUGACAGAUGUAUUGGUAUCUGAAGGAGAUAAAGUUAUACUGGAAGGAAAUGUCGUUGGUGAACCAAAACCAGAACUAAAAUGGCUCCUAAACAAUCUACCAAUAACCGACGCAGAUCACUUCAAAACCUCUCUAGACCAUGAAGGAAAUUUCAAACUCGAAAUCGACUCAGUCCGUCCAGAAGACAAAGGAGUAUACACCGUCAAAGCAUCCAACGUAUCCGGAGAAGCAAAAUGCUUCUCACAGCUUAUAGUUAAAUCCUCCAAACUAGCUGAAACGAUUAAACCAUACGAAGAAGUGAAAUCUCCUCCAACUUUCAAAGAACUCUUCAACGACAGAGUAGCUUUUGAAUAUACUCCAACUAAAUUUGAGUGUAUAGUUGCAGGCAAACCAACUCCAAAAGUGAGGUGGUUGUUCAAUGGUAACCCUAUCUCUGGCGAAGGGAUCUUAAUUUCAACUUCAGGAGAUCGUCAAGUUUUAAGCAUUUCAAAUUUAAAACCAGAGCACCAGGGAACGAUUACUUGCGUUGCUGAGAACGAAGUUGGAAAGGCUAGUUGUGCCGCAUCUUUAACUGUACAGUCAUCAGCAGAUAUCGCACUCCCUGAACAAGUUUUACCAACUUCAACCACAAUAGUUCCAUCAGAUUUAAAGCAGCAACACAUCCAGUCAUCUUACUCAGUUAACCGUGAAGUGGUUACUCAAUCCUCGACAACUUCCUCAAGUAAAACGAUUUCUUCAUCAACCCAACUCGCUGAACCUCACAUUGAAGAACACAGAACUGUUUCUCAAGAAUCAAAAACUUUCAAGCAAGUCAAUCAAGAUGCACCGCAUAUCCAAGGCACUCACAAGAUCGAGGAAUAUCACAAAAUCGGAAAAGAACCUCCUGUGAUUACUGAAAAGACUUACGUAUAUGGAGAUCAAGAUGAUAGUAGUAAAAAAUCUGAGAUUAAGAGUACAGAAAGUCAAGUUGUUUCAAGACCAAUCAAAAGUGCAAGUACAAUUAAAUGGAUAUCUCCAAUCACAGGAAAGAUAAUCGAUCAAGGCGUGGAUGUUGUUCUUGAAGGGAUUCUGGAUGCUAGACCUCCACCAACUAUUCACUGGACUAAAGAUGGAAAGGAAUUAACAGAGAGUAACGAGUUGAAAAUUAAAUAUGACAGAAAUAAAGUUUGGAUUGAAAUUAAGAACGCAAACGUUAAUAACGGUGGAAGAUACUGCUGUAAGGCAGAAAAUUCUGCAGGUACUGCUGUAUCCACUGCUGAUCUAGUUGUCAGAAAAACUAUAUUUCCUCCAGUUUUCGGAAGACGUCUGCAGGCUCAGGUUAUCAAGAAAAACGAACGAAUUAUUAUGGAAGUUGAGGUGACAGGAACUCCUGAACCCACAGUAACAUGGUACAAAGAUGGAGUACCCCUUAGAGAUGCUCUGAGGGAUAUAAGGGUGAAGUCUUUGGGACAGUCUCAUUCUGUUACAAUUGACAAAGCUGAUCUCAAACACAGUGGACGUUAUAUGGUAAGAGCUACAAAUGCCGGAGGUGAAGCACAGAGCAUAGCUGACAUUGCUGUAUAUGAACCUACACCAGACACUAUGGUAGAGGUCGUUAAAACUGUCAUGUUUGAAGACGUGAAAAAACACGAAACGUUGGCUUCUACAGCUGACAAGACGUCAUCUACUGUCACAACUGCGGCACCCAUAGUGCCAGUUAAAGUUCCCAUUAGCAGCGAAAUAUCUCAAUCCUUCACCUCUAAAUCGGAGGUAACCUCGAAAAGCGAACAAACCACUUCUCAACAAUCUCAAACCUAUAAACUUGAACACAAAACUCCCGAUAUCCCUCUUCCAAAACCCAUUGAAAGGAAAGAGACUUCCUAUCAGAAACAUACAGACUACGAAAUAUGUCAUGAAUUAGGACCUGAAGGAAAGCAAGAAAUUAUAGAGGAAAAAAGAGAAGUUACUGAAGAGGGUGGUAUUGAAAGUAGCUCAAUUUCGAAAGAAUCUUCAUUACAGUACUUUGUAAAGAAGAUAAAGGAAGGUGAAUCUGGACCACCACCUCCAAAAGAAAUACCCAUUGAACCUAUUAAACCCAUCAAGCCUGAGAUAUACCAAAAAUUCUCUUCUACUGAAUCUCAAGUUAAGAAGGAUGUCGAAACAUUCGUUAUUCCUCCUACACCUUCAUUUAGCGAAACAAAAUCAUACGAGAAAAUAUCAACUGCACCAGUAACUCAAGAAUACAAAUCUUAUUCGUCCACCAAGGAAGUUAGCAAAGAAACAAAGACACUUCCAAUAAGUCAAGAAUAUAAAAGCUUCUCGUCUACUACUCAAAAGGUUUCUGAACCGAUUACUCAGCAAUUUAAAUCGUUUUCUUCAACGACUCAGAAAGAAUCCAAACCUUUUACUCAAGAGUAUUCUUCAUCCUUCUCUUCAACUCAGCAUAUUUCAGAACCUCAAGAAUAUAAAGCUUAUUCUUCAGAGGUUACUAAAGAAUUUGAUUUAAAACCUGAACCUCCUGCUGAUAUAUGUUACUCACCUAAAGCAGACACCAGUAAAAAGUCUGAAAGUGUUUUAACCACGACUCAAAAAGAAUACAAACCAUUUACUCAAGAAUAUUCUUCAUCGUUUUCAUCAACUCAGCAUGUGUCAGCUCCUCAGGAGUAUAAAUCUUUUUCUUCUGAAGUUAUUAAAGAGUAUGAUUUAAAACCUGAACCUCCAGCAGAUAUAUGUUACGCUCCUAAAGUAGAGUCCAGUAAAAAAUCAGAAAGUGUUUUCGAAAGAGUGCAGAAAAUAUCUGAGUGUUCAAAAAGCCUGCCAGCACAUGAAGUACCCCAGGGUGGAGUUAGGAUUUUCCCACCAACUGUACAAGAAAAACCAGCUCAAGUCUGCGAGAAAAAAGAAUUUUCAGAGAAAUCAUAUCAAACAUCUUCAUCGUACCAAACUUCGUCCUCCUCAUACAGUCAUCGAUACGAAUCAACAUCAUCUCCAGCUUUUAGGCCGAAAACUCCAGAAAUACCUUCCACUCAAAAGAUUUGGUCCCCGAGACACGAAAUACUUGAACGGCCAGCUUCUGUCGCUUCCUCAACUUACUCUAUAGAAAAACAGAGUUACAGUCGUCCAUUAUCUUCUCUAUCAGGUAUUGCAGAGCCACCUUUAGAUGCCUUGCAAAUGGAGAAACAGUGGGCUCAUAAAUUUACUGAUGUAGGUCAAACAUGGAACCCUCCUCAAGCCCAAGAAUCCAAAACAACGAAAUCUUGGAGCACGCAAAGCACGUUAGAGAAGAAAUGGGCCCCUGUACAAAUACAAACUCAGAAAACCGUACACGAGAGCAAGACUUUUUUAGACAAAACUCCAGUUCUAGUACCUCACUAUAUAGGGGAAGUGACUCGACUGGAGACGACAGUUAGGGACCAAAACUUCGAAUCGUUAUCUACGUCGAAAUCGGAACAUAUAGUUGAAGAGAGUAAUUUGAGACCAUCGCAAAGAUCUUGGCCUCCGCCUCAACCUGUAAAGGAAUAUGUUCCUCCACCUCCUAAACCUUAUCCAACCAUAGAAUCGUUAUCGAUUAGACCUGUUUCAGUUCAGGAUAUUACUGAUGAGGUUAUUCUUGAGCCUGGACCUCCCCCAGAAAUUGCUUAUGCCGAACCACCUAAACAAAGAAGGCGUUCUUAUGUUGAAACAGUAGAACAAGAAUUAGAGAGGGAUUUACAAAGAGAACCCACUAAGGUUCCUCCCUGCGCUGUAAGAACGAUCCCUCCACCUCUGCCGCCUAAAAAAGAAUUUCCUCAAGCCCCUCCUGUGCCCGCCAGACCAUCUAGGCCAGUAGAAAUAAAACCAAAGAAACCUCCAAAGGAAUUACCUUAUAUUCCUUUCGAAAAAUUCCCUGAACUGGAACCGUUUCCUUUCAAACCCGAUCCAGAAAGACCUAGACCACCUAGAACAGGUCCUCCACCUACACCUUCAAAGUUUAUCAAAGGAAGAUUUACGGAUAGUGAUUACGAGAGUGAUUUUGAAGCUGUGAGGAUUCCUCCUAAAUGGAGGCCUUCAAUGAGUGACACUGAAGAACCACGGUAUAGGAGAGUUCAACCGCCCAGAUCAACAUCUGCAGGCAGGUCAAGGUCGCAAGAGCCUGAACCUUUACCUCCUUCAAGUUUCGAGAAACCUCCCCAAUUUCACGGACCACCAAGACCAGAAAUAAAUUUUGAGGAAUAUAGAAGAAAGAAGGAUGCAUCACAGAUUAAAAAAAUGACGAAACACUUUGAGCAAGUGAGGAGAGAAUCUUCUCCUCCCAGGAUAAAGCCAGCAAGUCCUCCUACGUAUGUUUAUCCAGCAGAAAAAAAGCCGGAUUCUCCAAAACUGAAGAAAAAAGUGGUUAUCGAUGGGUAUAUGGCUGAUACAGACGAGCCAUUUCAACAAAGAAUAGUUAAAACAGAGCAUUUCAGAGAAGAGCAUACAGAAUCCAGGCAUAGUUCUCAGUCUAGUCAGAAAAUUUUUGAGUCUUCUACCUCAACCCAAAAAGUCGUCGCUCCCAAACCAAGAGUUUCCAAGUUUCCUGUCAAGAAGCAUCAUCAAACAUCGGUUUCUUCAGCUAAGAAGGAAUUUAUAGCAACACCGAUCGUAACUAGCCAAACGACAGAACAAUUUUCAGAACAGCACCAAAAAGAAACUCACCUGGAAUCACUUCCAUAUCAUCCUGAACCUCCAAGACCUAAAAAAUCGAAAGGACCACCUCCACCCAGCCCUUCAAAGUUUGUAAAAGGUGAAUUUAGAGAGAGCGACUAUGAAAGUGACUAUGAGGGCAGGAUUCCUCCUAUCUGGGGUCAACACACUGAUAAGUAUUACAAGCCUGUACGACCAGUACUGACUCCAAGCCAGCAAUACCAUCAAGGAGGUAGAACUCCUACACCUCCGACGGAAUUCGAUAGACCUCCUCUGAUUGAUGGACCACCAAGACCUAAGUUUGAGCCGAUUGAAAAAAUUACUCCCGUUCCUAAACCUGUGGUUUGUAAGCCUAAAGCUAUGUCAGCUACUUCGGCUGUUACUGAUGUAGUGGUAGCUACUCCUGCUGUUCCUAAGAAGACUGUAUUUAUUCAGCCUGGAAGUCCUCCAGAGAUUGGGUAUGCUGCUGGACCUAGAAGAACACAAUUUUACAGGUCAACCACUAGUGCUCCAUACCAAAACGCAAUCCAGACAGAAACAUCCAAUGUAGUCCAUCUAGAUGAAUCCACGGAUACUUGCAAACGGACGAUGAGCGUCCAGCAAACCCAUAAGGUGAUCAAAUUCGGAGAUCAAUAUAGAAGACAGGAGCAAUCAACCAAGGUAGAACCAUUUCCUUAUUCGCCUGAACCAGCGCAACCCAGAAGAGCUGCCAGUGUUCCACCACCAGUAACACCUACUAAAUUCAUCCCUGGAAGUUUUAAAGAAAGCGAUUAUGAGAGUGAAGUAGAGUCUACACGGAUUAGACCACUUUGGACUCCAGGUGGCAGUGAUACUGAAGAUAGGCAUUAUAGACGAGUUACAGCUCCAAGCGAGUCCAAAAGUUACGACCACAGAGUUAGUUUCCAAGAAAGAGUCCAAACACCCAUGGAAUUUGACAGAGGUCCUGUCCAAUCGACCCAUAUUAGCAGAACAUCAGAUUACGUCGAUGGAGAAACAAGAAGACAUCAAUCCUCAAGCUUUAAAAGAUCUUCAGAGAGCAGUUCAAAUCAAAUAAUGAAGAGGAGCCAUUCUUAUGAACCACCAGCAAAACUAAAACCAGGGACCCCACCUGAAUAUGGUUAUGUGGCAGACCAAAGAAUGACAAAAUGCACCGCUACUAAGAUGGCGUCUCAUCACAUGGACAGUAUGACGAAGGAAUUCAAGUCGAAAACGCAGCAAUUUGUUCAGGACAUUGUGAGCGAUGUCAGCAAGAAACAGCAACAGAAACCUAUACUGAAAACUGGUACUACUGAUGCAGACGCUCAGGUGUACCGGGAAGAGUCUAGGACUGUUGGACAUGGAACAAAACACGUGGAUCCAGACACAGGUCUGAUCUACUUCAAAUACGACUUUGGUUACGAAUUCGGCAUCAUCCUACCAGGAGAAGGAAAGUCUGGUGAAAUCCCAGUUCCUAAGAAAACAGUGAUAGAACCUCCCAAACGAACGGUGGACAUCGAAAUGCCGGUGUAUCACGAAACCACGACCCAUCCAAGCGGCACUUAUAACGGUACGAGCACCUACAACCCUCCAACGCCUCAAUUCAAGCCGAAAAAGUUCACGAACAAAUGGGAUCCGACGUCAGAGAGUGAGAUGUCAGAGUACGAGGGCGAUGCGUCAAAGAAGAAGGCCGGAUUAAGUCAAGAUGCUGGAAUGAGAGCUCAGACGCCUCCAAGUUGUCCCAGUACUCCCGGCAGUACUAAGCUAAUCAUACAGCCUGGACAGCCGAGAGCUCCCUUAUUUAUUACGCCAUUAAGAGACAUAGCCGUUGUUAGUGGCCAAACAGCCAAAUUCGAAUGCAUCGUUCAGUCGGAACCAGCUCCGAAUAUCCUAUGGUCAAAGAAUGGAAGGAUAAUAGCCAACUCCAACGACUAUCAGAUCCAUUAUAGGAACGGAGUAUGUCGACUGACUAUAGCGCAAGCUUAUCCAGAGGAUGCUGGUACUUACAGUUGCACAGCUUCGAACACUGUAGGCACUGCCAACACGACGGCUACUCUUCAAGUACCAGGUGAGAGAAGAUCACAGUACUUAAAAUAGACAAUGGUGCUGGGCCUAAUACGUACUUAAUCAAUAUUGUAUAAAGUAAUAACCAAUCUCUGUAUCGACUUGAAAAAUACGACUAUAUUUUGAUAAACGAAUCACUGCCACAGUUUAGCUUUGUGGAGUCUGAAUUUCAAUAUUUUAUAUCCAAAUUACAGUACGAUUUUAUUGGUGGAAGUAUAGACAGGUAAAACACAUUUUUUGUGCCUUAUAAUUAUAAUGGUUAUACCGGUAUUAUAGGCUGAUUUUGCGUUUUCACAGAAUAUAUAAAAUACCUAAGUAUAAAAAUAGGUAACUGAUUUUUAAGUAGUUAUUUUUUAAGGAAUCCGGAGUUAUUUUUUUAAAAAGUCCAUGUAGAAUUUUAAUAAUAAUAUUUACUGAAUAAAGACUCUCUUAUAUAUCAUAUAUAAGAGAGAAGGUAAAUUUUGUUUUGUCAUGUUUUUUUCAGGAAAAAUGUUAAUUUUGACCUGUACUGUCUAAACAACUGUGGUGUUGUCAAAUUAAAUUUUGACGUAUAUGAUUUUUCAAUACUGAGAUAAGCUUCAUUCAGAACAGCUUGCGGUAAUCGGUUGUAUCCAUAGAUAAUUAAUUACUGUCUAAUAAUUAGCUUACUGUCUAAUCAACAUUUUUUUCUAACCACAAUUUCUAUUGACGGAUAAUAAUCAACAGCUAAAAUGUCAUUACUAGCAAAUUUUGAAGUAUUAUUAGCGGAAGAAGUUAAACAUUUGUUAACUUUUUGUACUAAUUGAAAAUUAAUGCCACUAAUUUUGACGGUUUAAAUGUUUGUAUUGAAAUUAGACGAACAAACUUCUACGCUAAUUGAAGCCGCUAAUUUAUUCCACUAGUUUUGAGAUUCUAAAUGAAGCAUUAUUAUUAAUUAUGACAGAACCAAAUAAAUAUUAUACAGGGUGUGUUUUAAAUAAGUGCACAUAUUUUCAGGGCUGGCAAAUCUCGACAAAAAAACAUAUUUUCUCUUUACUAUUUUUCAUAAGCAUUUAGCGAUAUAAAUCACAACCAUUUAGUGAUUGAAGAAAACAAUAUCUUUAUUUUAACAAAAUAAAAGACGUGCAUUUAGCACUUUGAAAAAACUAUAUCAUUAAUAAACACCGGUUUUGAUUAAAAUUCAUAUUAAUUGUUUUUCCAAUACUAGAUGACUAAAAAGAAAAAACAAACAAUACAUUAAUAAGAGAAAAUUAAAUUCAAUAUAUUUUUUUAGUGUUAUUUACGUUAAAUUAGCCUAUAUAAAUAAAACCGUACUGUAGAUAAGUGCCUUAAUACAAUGUGUUCUCAGAUAAAUAAAAAUGUUUUAAGCUUUCUCAAUUAGUAUUAAGCCAAUUUUUCUUCUUUAUCAACAAAAUGUUACUAAAUUUUUUUUGUUGACUGCUUAAUUUUUUUUCUUUUUAUAAAAUUAUUAAGUUAAUAAGAAUCUCGGAGAUAUCACCCGUAUUUAUUAUUUUAAUUAGUGUAUUCUAUUCUGGUCAUUGACGCUUUUUUUAUGUACGAUAUUUAGAAUUUUAAGUGUAUUGUUUUAAGCUGAUGAAUGUACUUUUAAGGUUAUGUUUUAAUUAUAUUCAUAUAUUUAUUGUCUAUAUUAAAGCUUUUUGCAAGAU
Sitophilus oryzae (rice weevil) is the source of this 13897-nucleotide messenger RNA. RefSeq names its product titin. The record is from RefSeq and is a predicted model, not a curated record. The transcript is spliced from 31 exons. Bases 207 to 12284 code for a protein of 4025 amino acids. Gene Ontology annotation, molecular function: protein binding. Lineage: Eukaryota; Metazoa; Arthropoda; Insecta; Coleoptera; Curculionidae.